UUCGCUGCUCCACUGGAUUGUUUGCGCAGAGGACACCUGCCUGCGUCGGUGAUUGCGCCGAUCUUCACGGAACGAUCCAGCGCGUUUCCACCUCAUAUAACUUUUGCGACGUAUGACUGUUGCUUUUCUGAUGUUUGUUUGCUUUGUUUGUUUUUUUUUUAUUAUAGGAACCUGCUCUAGACUGUUUUUCUCUCAGCUGAAAGAAAACCCCUGUAGAAGCCAGGCAUUUGACUUCCAACUUAGGGCUUGAUGGCACGGUUAUCUGUGGCAGGUCUGGAAAGUUGUGUUGCGUCAGGUAGCAUGGGCGUAAACUUUAAAAGCUUUUCAUAAUCAAGAGACAGUUUUUAGAAUGAAGGCAGGUGAGUCACCCCUCGCGUGAGAGGCGCGCAGAGCUCCGGGGCUCUCCAAGUACUGGAAAGGAAAAGCACUGAGGAAAUCGUGAUCUGUGCGGCGGAUUGCGCCACGGAGGACGAAAGAAACGGACCGAUGAUCCAUCAUGGGUUCAAUGUUCUGUGAUGGACGACUGACACACCUUCUCUUUCCUCUCCUCCUCCUCUUGCGGGCUCCUCUGUUGCUCAGCUUUGGUGAGCGCACCUGCCCAAACAGCUGCCGUUGUGAGGGGAAAACUGUCCAUUGUGAUUCCGCUGGCUUCUUAGAUGUCCCAGAAAAUGUCUCAGCAGGCUGCCAAGGCCUCUCCUUGCGCUACAAUGAACUGCAUACCCUGUUACCAUAUCAAUUUGCUCACCUUGGUCAGCUUCUCUGGAUAUACUUGGACCACAAUCAGAUUUCAGCUGUUGACAGUCGAGCAUUCCAGGGGGUACGCAGGCUUAAAGAAUUAAUACUGAGCUCUAAUAAGAUCACUUCCCUGCACAAUUCAACAUUCCAUGGAAUUCCCAAUCUUCGCAGUCUGGACUUGUCCUAUAACAAAUUGGAAAUCCUGCAGCCAGGUCAAUUCCAUGGCUUACGAAAACUACAAAACCUACACCUGCGCUCAAAUGGUCUCUCCAACAUCCCAAUUCGAGCAUUCCUGGAAUGCCGAAGUUUGGAGUUUUUGGAUUUGGGCUACAAUCGAAUCAAGGCCCUUACUCGCACUACCUUUCUGGGGCUACAGAGGUUGAUGGAGUUGCAUCUGGAACACAAUCAGUUCUCACGGAUCAACUUUUUUCUUUUUCCACGCUUAGCCAACCUAAGAUCACUCUAUCUGCAGUGGAACCGCAUCAGAGUGGUCAACCAGGGCCUUCCAUGGACUUGGUAUACACUGCAGAAACUUGAUCUGUCUGGAAAUGAAAUCCAGACCCUGGACCCUGCUGUGUUCCACUGCUUGCCCAACCUUCAAGUUCUCAAUCUGGAAUCCAACAAACUGUCCAAUGUAACUCAGGAGGCAGUGUCUGCAUGGAUCUCACUCACCUCCAUCAGCUUAGCUGGGAACAUGUGGGACUGCGGAACUGGCAUAUGCCCACUUGUGGCUUGGUUGAGAAAUUUUCGGGGAAGUAAAGACACCACAAUGAUCUGCAGCAGCCCAAAGUAUCUCCAGGGAGAAAAAAUUAUGGAGGCCACAAGGAGCCAUGGUAUUUGUGAGGAAACUGAUUAUGUUCUGACUGAAACACCCUCACCAAUGUCUGAGUUAAUUUCUGAAGCCACUGCUGAACCAACUUAUGCCCCUACUAGUGGCUCUCCACCUGUCCCACCAACCAGCACCUUUGGUCCUCCCCCACCAUAUAGACCUCGACCUAUUCCUCAUCCUACAUUUCCAGGGCAUAUGAGCAAAGACCCAAGAGACUCAGUUGCUCGUACGCGACCCACUCUUGUACCACCUGCAGAAAUGGAGCACAUGACUCUGCACAAAGUGGUGGUGGGCAGUGUGGCACUUUUCUUCAGCAUGUCUCUACUCUUAACAAUUAUCUAUGUGCUAUGGCGGCGUUAUCCAGGUGCAACCAGGUUGCUACAGCAGCGAUCCAUGGUGGGGCGGAAGCGUCGCAAAAAGAGUCCAGAGCCAGAGCAAAACCUGAGCUCCCAGCUGCAAGAAUAUUACAUGAGCUACAACCCUGCUGCCACACCAGAGGCAUUGGAGGUGCUAGGCAAUGGCACUGGUUCCUGCACUUGCACAAUUUCUGGCUCCAGGGAGUGUGAGAAUGAAUAUACGUGUCCACGUCCCCUACCUGGUGCCUGGCUGGGAGAUUUGCCUACCAUCCAUUAAUCCCAAAAAAAGGAACUGCUUUGGCUGGUGCAGCCAACCAUGUUGAAACAGGGAUACAGAAGAAAGACAUAUGCAGACAACCCAUCAGGAUCCUACUCCCAUAAUUCUCAUUCAUGGAUACAUUCAAAAUGGUCCUCCAUGCUAUCAAGGACAAGAGGAAGAGGAGAUAACACCAUCCUUUUUUUUCUUUUAAGAUUUUCUAAUGUCUUUACUUUUUGGCCAGUGGUCUUUGGUCAUCAGCUUCUCUGCAUUCCAUCACGCUUUAUCACUACACAAGCACUGAGACAGAUGGUUGCAGCAAUGCAGUCCUAUGGUGAAAAGCAGAGCCUUAGAAGACUCAUGAGCAUUAAUGGAUGGUUAUUACCAACAUGGGAGGCUUAUUGUAUAAACUACAAUAGCUUAUUGUCUCCAUGAGGACAACGUGGCACUGUUUUAAACAAAAGAAAAAGACUGUACACAUGUAAGAGGCUUUAAAAAGUAUAAACUGAGCAAUGAAUCACUGAUGAAAAUGCACCGAACAAGUGGCUUUGACUUCUCUGCUAACACAGCUGUGUAUAAUGUAAAGUGAGUUUCCAUAUUUUUAUUCCAUAUGAAGCAUCAUAUUAUCAUCUUUCAAUACUUUUUUAAAGACUAAUCAAAGGCUAGGAUGGUGUAAAUGUGCCUCACUGGAGCAGAAAAUUGUGAAAGGAGUCACUGAACUUCUGUGCACCGUCAGUAAAGACGAAUCAGGUGGAUUUCGAGUCAGCAGCUGGAAGAUUGUUUGAAGUCUGAGAAAAGCUGCCAGAGGAAAGAAAACCAUCUCCCAGCCAGUGACUCUUAGUUAAGUUUUUGUUUGUUUUAUUUUAAUUUUGUUUUCCUAAUUUGUUUCUAAUUGCAAUCAAACUUUGACUAUCUAGUUUGAUUUGGAGGACAGAAAGGCCAAUAAUCAGAAGCAGGAGAAG
Messenger RNA from Scatophagus argus, 3138 nucleotides. RefSeq names its product leucine rich repeat transmembrane neuronal 4 like 1 (gene lrrtm4l1). Bases 497 to 2197 code for a protein of 566 amino acids. The transcript has 3 exons. NCBI's taxonomy places the organism in Eukaryota, Metazoa, Chordata, Actinopteri, Scatophagidae. The record is from RefSeq and is a predicted model, not a curated record. Gene Ontology annotation, molecular function: protein binding.